Messenger RNA from Brienomyrus brachyistius, 1246 nucleotides. Its product is annotated as clathrin light chain A-like. Bases 133 to 828 code for a protein of 231 amino acids. The record is from RefSeq and is a predicted model, not a curated record. The transcript has 7 exons. Lineage: Eukaryota; Metazoa; Chordata; Actinopteri; Osteoglossiformes; Mormyridae. Gene Ontology annotation, molecular function: structural molecule activity; clathrin heavy chain binding. Gene Ontology annotation, cellular component: postsynaptic endocytic zone cytoplasmic component; synaptic vesicle membrane; clathrin coat of trans-Golgi network vesicle. Gene Ontology annotation, biological process: clathrin coat assembly; intracellular protein transport; clathrin-dependent endocytosis.
GCCAUAUCCAGCGGCGUUGGCUCCCUUCCCUUAUACUCAACGUCUGACGUAACCAAUCUUCAUCCCUAAACGGGUGUCGUUUAGUUGCAUUUCACCCGCUCCCCUUUAGAAAAAGACAUAUUUAGGGGAGACAUGGAUAACUACAGUGCACCCGCUUCAGGGAAUGGGUUUGGGUCAGAGGAAGAUCCAGCAGCCGCAUUCCUGGCACAGCAAGAAAACGAGAUCGCUGGGAUCGAGAACGAUGAAGGGUACGGCAUUUCCAACGGGGGACAGGUCCAGUCCUCCUUCGAUGGAGCUGAUGAGGCUCUGAAUGGAGAUUUCCAAGGGGUGAGUAAUGGGCCCUCGGACAACUAUGCUGCGGUGGCACAGGCAGACCGCCUGCAGGGGGAGCCAGAGAGCCUACGCCGGUGGAGAGAGGAGCAGCGGGAUAGGCUGGAGGCACUGGAUGCCACGUCGCGCACGCAGGAGGCGGAGUGGAAGGACAGGGCCAAGGUUGACCUGGAGGAGUGGUACUGCAGACAGGACGAGCAGCUGGAGAAAGCUAAGGUCAACAACAGGGUGCUGGAUGAAGAAUUCUACAAACAGCCUCUCUCUGAGCUGAUUGGCUAUGUCACGCACAUUAACCAUCCUUGCUACCGCCUAGACCAGGCGGCCGAGGAGGCCACGGCAGCUGCCGAAAUCGGCGACGACAACACAGACCCAGGGACGGAGUGGCAGCGCGUGGCGCGCCUCUGCGACUUCAGCCCCAAGUCCAGCAAGCAGUCCAAGGAUGUAUCGCGCAUGCGCUCUGUGCUCAUCUCCCUCAAGGAGGUGCCGCUGGUCCACUGAUCUCUCGCCCUGGCCAGUGGUGGUUAUGCAGCUCCAAGUGACCGCACCCCCUCCAAGGAAAAUGCACUACAUCACCGACAUCGCCAGGGUGUCGCCAUGACUCCAUGGACCGAUCUGCGCUCAGACACGCUCGAGGGAAACCCACCCCCUAUCGGCUGUGCCCCUCUUAGGACCAAACCCUCCAUCCCCCCUACCAUCUCACCCCUCGUUUUUCCAGGAAUAAAGAAAAUUGUACUCGUAUACCUGUCCCGCGAUGUACUGUGAAUGUUUGUAUGUACAAUAUAGAGUAUAUAUAUAUAUAUAUAAAUAUACAGCCACACAUGUGGACAAUGGAAAUAUGGUUUUUAACUGUUACACAGGUAUCAGUGUGUUCGAUGGUGUCAUCAUUGGUCUUAAUGUCAAUAAAACUGGAACGAAA